This is a messenger RNA of Asparagus officinalis (garden asparagus), 492 nucleotides long. RefSeq lists its product as uncharacterized. The transcript has 2 exons. The record is from RefSeq and is a predicted model, not a curated record. Bases 1 to 492 code for a protein of 163 amino acids. NCBI's taxonomy places the organism in Eukaryota, Viridiplantae, Streptophyta, Magnoliopsida, Asparagales, Asparagaceae.
AUGAGGGAGCUACAGAUUCAGUUAGAUGAGCUUUUAUCUCAGGAUUUUAUUCACCGGAGUCGUUCUCCAUGGAGAGCACUAGUCCUCUUUGUGAAGAAGAAGGACGACAAUAUGCGUUUGUGUAUAGAUUAUCUCAGAUUUUUGGGCCAUGUGAUUAGCAAGGAGGACAUUUCAGUUGAUCCAACCAAAGUAGAGGCAGUUCUUGAUUGGGAGCCACCGAAGAUCGUUACGGAGAUUCAUAGAUUUUUGGGUUUGGCCGGCUAUUACAGGAAGUUCAUUCAGGACUUUUCAAAGAUUGUUGCACCACUGACACACCUUAUGAAGAAGGGUGUUCAGUUUGUUUGGGGACCAGAGUGCCAGAAGGCCUUUAAUACUUUGAAGAUUAAGUUGACUACAACACCAGUGUUGAUCAUUCCGAGCAGUGAUAAGACCUUUGUCGUCUACACUGAUGCAUCGUUAUCGGGUCUAGGAGGCAUUUUGAUGCAGACCUAG